Molecule: messenger RNA, 1494 nt
Organism: Larimichthys crocea (large yellow croaker)
Lineage: Eukaryota; Metazoa; Chordata; Actinopteri; Sciaenidae
Exons: 2
Coding region: 388-1494 (368 amino acids)
Source: RefSeq, a predicted model, not a curated record
UCGUACGGUCAUGAAAAACCUGGAAAAGUUUUGGAAUUUUAAAAUUAAAUUUCCAGGCCCUGGAAAAGUUAUGGAAAAAAGUAUUUUGCCCGAAAGUUUUGGAAAAGUCAUGGAAAUUAAUUUAAUGUUUCGCCGAUUAUCUGAUUUAAUGUGCCCGGUAACGAAAUGUUAACUAAAUUGCCACGAGUUGACUUUUAAAUGUCUCAAAUGCAGUCCGCAUAUGCCCGUUGACUGCCAAACCCUGUGUUGCCAGAUUGGGUAGUUUCCCUAGUUUCCGCCAGGCGGAUCUUGAACAUUUUGAGGGCUGGAAAUCUUCAGUAAUAUCUGGCAACCCUGCUCGGCGCGCUAGUGCUGCAACGGCUGGAUGAUGGCGUGACAUGAUUUAGUAUGCCGGGAAAGUGUAGCUUUAAUAGUGCGUGGCUUUCAAAAGAAAGCUACCAACAGUGGCUGGCAAGGGAUGGCGACCAAGGACGUGCCCGGUGCAAGUUUUGCAUGAAAAGUUUUGAUGUGUCUAAUAUGGGCGAGGCAGCACUUGUUAGCCACCUAAAAGGCAAGAAACACCAGGUGCUAGCCUCAGCUACGAACAGAUUAGCAAUAACUGACUUCAUGACCACGGUCACAACAGAGAGGCCAUCUACCAGUAGCGUCGUCUUGUCAGCAGCAACAAAGCAAUCGACAAUCAGUUCUGAUUCAAAAAACGAAGUCCUGAAAGCUGAAAUAUUGUGGGCGCUGAAAGUAAUGAAUUCACACUACUCGUUUAAAUCGUCCGAAGACACAAGCAAGCUUUUCGGCGCAAUGUUCCCAGAUAGCGAGAUUGCGAAGAGAUUCGCCUGUGGAGAGAGAAAGUGUGCGUACAUGUGUACAUUUGGGAUUGCUCCUCAUUUCAAAAAGCUGCUACUGUCAGAGGUGUCGAGCCAAACGACGUAUGUCAUGUUGUUCGACGAGAGCUUAAACCACCAUUUGCAGUCUAAACAAAUGGAUUUGCACGUAAGGUUAUGGGACGGAGCAGAGGUGAAGACAAAAUACAUCGGCUCGGAAUUCCUGGGGCAUUCCACUGCAAUCGAUCUUGUUGAGAAAAUUAGCAACGCGCUGGCCGAGACAGGUGUGAAGAACCUCAUCCAGCUGUCCAUGGACGGCCACGAUUGUCCGGCCCGCCACGAAGAUUUUGUCACAGCCACUGGAUGCAGCACUGUGAUGCUGAAAUUCUGUAAGCAUCGCUGGCUUGAAAACGUGACCGUGACUGACCGAGCUCUGAAGCUUUGGCCUUACGUCCAGAUCUACGUAGAGAGGGUACUUCGAGGCGAACUUCCGAAUCCAAAGACCAAAUCUUUUGAGACAGUGAAGAACAGUACCAAGGAUUGUCUGUUCAUCCCAAAAGUGAUGAUCUUCAACAGCAUCGCGAGAGAGAUCACCCCUUUCCUUACACUUUACCAGACGGAUAAGCCGAUGCUCCCCUUCCCUGAGCGAGGAUAUGCUUCAGCUGAUGAAAGGUAG